AUGUGCUCGAAAUAUGCAACCCAGUGGAAAGCAGCUAUGGACGAAGAAUUGGAAGCAAUGAAGUCCAAGGGAGUGAUCACAUUAAUUUUGAAACGAGAGAUGCCUGAAGACACUAAAGCGAUCAAGACAAUGUGGGUCUAUAGUGUUAAAACGGACCACUUAGGCAACGUUAUCCGUCUUCGAGCAAGAAUUGUGGCUCGAGGUGACAAACAACGCCCAGGAAUUGACUAUGGAGAAACCUUCAGUCCUGUAGCACGUAUGGCGACUUUCAGGAUGUUCGUGGCCAUUUUCCUAUUGAUGGACUUGACCAUUUACCAGGGUGAUAUCAACACGGCCUACCUGAAUGCACCCUUGGGGAUCAAGCAGUACUUGGACUCUCUAGAUGGAUAUCCUUCUGAAACUGACGACAUGGUAUAUGUUGUUCACAAGGCACUGUAUGGUCUUAAACAGUCUGGUCGAGAGUGGAACACCGAAGUAAAUGCGUGGUUUUUACGGUAUGGGUUUAAGCGUUGCACUACAGAACCGUGUCUGUAUUACUACGAUUCAGGUUCUAAGUUCGUAUUGGCACUACUCUACGUGGAUGACAUUCUGUGUGCAACCAAGAAUGAAUUGUUCAAGACGAAAAUGUUUCGGAGUCUGGACGAGGUCUAUGGAAUGAAGGAUUAA
Messenger RNA from Peronospora matthiolae, 666 nucleotides. The record is from the annotation of a GenBank genome assembly. NCBI's taxonomy places the organism in Eukaryota, Oomycota, Peronosporomycetes, Peronosporales, Peronosporaceae.